AUGUGCACCCAGACAGAAAAUGUGGAAGAGUGCAGUCGAUGUGGCUACACAACUGCCGUUCUAGAACCAAUCGAGAGCUGCGGUUUGAGAACUCCGGGAUCGUACCGCGACCCAAAGGCCAACUGCUACAUAGGAACAUGCUAUGGAGUGUGCUUCACCUCAUAUGUCGAUGCUGUUAUUUGCCAGACUUGCAUUGCAAAGGAGGAGCGGGACAACAUCAGACGGAACAACAAGAAGGCCGUUCAUGUCUUUGAGAAGUGA
This is a messenger RNA of Fusarium verticillioides 7600, 261 nucleotides long. RefSeq lists its product as hypothetical. The transcript has a single exon. The record is from RefSeq and is a predicted model, not a curated record. NCBI's taxonomy places the organism in Eukaryota, Fungi, Ascomycota, Sordariomycetes, Hypocreales, Nectriaceae. The coding region runs from base 1 to 261 and encodes 86 amino acids.